Messenger RNA from Rhipicephalus sanguineus (brown dog tick), 576 nucleotides. RefSeq lists its product as uncharacterized. The transcript is spliced from 4 exons. NCBI's taxonomy places the organism in Eukaryota, Metazoa, Arthropoda, Arachnida, Ixodida, Ixodidae. The record is from RefSeq and is a predicted model, not a curated record. Bases 16 to 576 code for a protein of 186 amino acids.
UCUGAUCACGCUCAAAUGGACACCACUAGGAGGCGUGGACCAUACAAGAAAUACUUGCGGAGCCCGGAUGAACAACUUCCUAGAGAGACUCGGCGACGCUGGCAAGCAUCAGCUGACACGCCGAAUGGAAGCAACAGUAGUUUGCCUCAAGCGGGGCCAUCUACAUCAGCAGACAAUGGCGGCGACCCACCGUUGUGCUCCUCAGAUGACUCAGACUCUCCCGACAUCUACUUUGAUUGCCCUGACAUCGACUUGGACUUCCCUGACAAUGACUUGGACUGCUCCGACAUUGACACAAGCAACCGUGAGGAGGACAGCACCUCUGACACAGGUGCAAGCUCGGACAUUGGUAGUGUUAGUGAACCGGCUGCCCCAAAGCUGCAGGAUCUUGCUCGGAAUGGCCUCAAAUGGCGCCACCCCGAAACAGGCCAAAUUGUCGUGUCUUACAUCAAAGCUCCAUUAUCGUCGGUAGAUGCAGUUGCCAGGGCAAUGCUGCAGGGCAUCCGACAGUUUAAUGCACUUCAUUCUCCUCAUCGGUGCAAUCUACCGGCUUUUGUCGGAAUCAGUGUCUCCUGA